AUGACCAUUCGCGUCGUAUCAUAUAAUAUUCUAGUGCCCAUUUAUGCUAAUCAACCGGAACAGUAUUUUAAAUGUCAAUGUGAAUUUCUUCAAACUCAGUAUCGAUGGAAAUUAAUUCAAUCUCAUCUAAAACAAGAAAUUAUCCAUCAUGAAAACACAAUAAUUUGUUUACAAGAAUUGUCUUUGACUCUUCUACCUGAAGUCGAACUAUUUUUUCGUCAAUUAAAUUAUACGUUCUUUCAUAAUCUAUACGGUAAACGAGGAAAUGAUUACAUGGGUGUAGGUAUGGCAAUACCCAGUUCUAUGCAGAUUAAUUCAAUAUCUAUUGUUAAAGUGGGAGAUAGGAUACGGUCGAUGAGUAAAACUCUUAAAAGACAAGAAAAUUUUCUCUCAUGGGGAUGGCAAUUUUACCAGUUUGUUAUGAAUAAGUUUAUAGAAGCGGCAUCCGAUCCAUGGGAAAUUGCCAUGAAUACAUCUAAUACUUUGCUUUGUAUUCAAGUAGUUAUCGAUAACAAACCAAUAUUUAUUGGUACGUACCAUAUGCCUUGUAAGUUCAAGGAACCCGAUGUCAUGGCAAUUCAUGCUUUGGUUGUCAAAGAUUUGAUGUUUCAAUUAGCAGAUGGUCAAGAUGUAAUUCUAGCAGGUGACUUCAAUGCAACACCAUCGGAUAUUUGUUACAAGGUUUUCACAAAAGAAGAUUCUCUUAGUGGCAAUUUACCGAAAUCGAGUAAUUACGAAAUUUUCUUUCGACCUAAUGUUGAACACGUAUUUAAAAGUGCCUAUCGAGAGAAGAAUGCAUCGGAACCAGUUUAUACAAAUUUUGCUGAUACAUCAAGCUCAGGAAGCUUUUGUGCUACACUGGAUUAUUUAUUUUUUAAUGGUCACCUAACGGUAGAAAAAGUUUUGGAAUUACCAGAUCAUCCUUCUAGCGAAUCUUAUCCUGAUGAAACACAUCCUUCAGAUCAUCUUAUGAUUGCAGCAACAUUUCGCUCAUCAUAA
Molecule: messenger RNA, 999 nt
Organism: Rotaria socialis
Lineage: Eukaryota; Metazoa; Rotifera; Eurotatoria; Philodinida; Philodinidae
Source: the annotation of a GenBank genome assembly